Molecule: messenger RNA, 1411 nt
Organism: Mytilus californianus (California mussel)
Lineage: Eukaryota; Metazoa; Mollusca; Bivalvia; Mytilida; Mytilidae
Product: COP9 signalosome complex subunit 4-like
Exons: 11
Coding region: 40-1272 (410 amino acids)
Cellular component (GO): cytosol; COP9 signalosome
Source: RefSeq, a predicted model, not a curated record
GUGCCAACGACGUUAGUUUCGAAUAAUAUUUGCGUCAAAAUGGCGUCAAAUUUUAGACAACAACUUUCUCAGUUAGCCACAUUAUCGCACGGUGGAGGUUCCCAUAAAGAUGUCACAGAAAAGUAUAAAGGAUUUUUGGAAGAAAUUUUGAAGUCUGAAGGCAGUAAUCUUGUUCAGGGCUUGCAGGCAUUUGUAGAGGCAUUGGUAAAUGAAAAUGUUAGUCUAGUCAUUUCAAGACAGUUAUUGUCAGAUUUCUGUUCCCACCUUACAAAGCUACCAGAUGCAUUAGCAAAAGAAGUGGCUCAUUUCACACUGGAGAAAGUUCACACUCGUGUGAUCUCAUUCGAAGAACAGGUUGGUGCAAUAAGACAACAUUUAGCAAAUAUAUAUGAAAGAGAACAGUCUUGGAGAGAAGCUGCAAAUGUAUUGGUAGGGAUACCACUUGAAACAGGACAAAGACAGUAUCCAGCUGACUACAAACUGAAGACAUACUUAAAGAUUGCCAGGUUAUAUCUGGAAGAUGAAGAUCCUGUACAAGCAGAAGCUUAUAUCAAUAGGGCAUCUCUUCUUCAAGCUGAUUCCAAAAAUGAAGAAUUACAGAUACGUUAUAAGGCUUGCUAUGCUAGAGUAUUAGACUACAGGAGGAAGUUCAUAGAAGCAGCUGCAAGAUAUAAUGAAUUAUCAUAUAAAACAAUGAUAGCUGAAGAGGAGAGAAUGACAGCAUUGAAAAACGCUUUAAUAUGUACUAUAUUAGCAUCUGCAGGACAGCAGAGAUCUAGAAUGUUAGCAACACUGUUCAAAGAUGAAAGAUGCCAACAGCUACCAGCAUAUAAUAUUUUAGAAAAAAUGUAUUUAGACAGAAUAAUUAGACAGACAGAUUUACAAGAAUUUUCAGCUCUUCUAGAACCUCAUCAGAAAGCUUCCACAUCUGAUGGUUCAACAAUAUUAAACAGAGCUGUUACAGAACACAAUCUCCUGUCUGCCAGUAAAUUAUAUAAUAAUAUUUCAUUUGCUGAACUAGGUUCUUUACUUGAAAUACCACCUAGCAAGGCUGAAAAAAUAGCAUCACAGAUGAUAACAGAGGAAAGAAUGCAUGGAUGUAUAGAUCAGAUAGAUUCCAUUGUACACUUUGAAGAACGGGAUCCAUUGCCAUUUUGGGAUAAACAAAUACAAAGUCUGUGUUUUCAAGUAAAUCAAAUCAUAGAAAAAAUAGACCAAACUAAUCCUGAAUGGAUGAUAAAAAUGGUAGAUUCAGAAAUGGCUCAAGGAUGAGGAAUAAAUAAGUGAUAUCUAUGGUAAAGUUUGUGUUGUUCAUAAUGGGCAAAUACUCUGUAAAACAAUGAAAUCAUGAGAAGAUUGUUAAAAUGCUGUUGAAGAAUGUGGACAAGUGCUAAUAAAAUAUUGAAUUUUC